AUUUUUUUUCGCCUAUUUCCCUCCUCGUGUUUCAUCCUACCACCAAAAUGUUCGAGGUGUUGAACAUUUUAUUCUCCUCGUGCCUCCAAAGAGAGAGGGGUAAAAAAAAAUAUCAUGCGCAAUUCAUCCAAAUUUGAGCAAUUGCGUCAAAGAUAAAAUGUGAAAGAUUUGCAAAUAGUGUGUCUCUAAUAGAAAUGCGACUGUUGGAUUUUAUUCUGAAUUAGAUUAUUUGCAAUAUAGAGUGAAAUAGUUUACUAAAGAGCAGGGGAAGUGUUUGAGGAAGUGAACGCAGAGGAAAAUCAAGUAUCAAAUGGCGUCUAAUUCUGUGAUUGUCUUUGCAAUUGUUAUCGCAUCUGUAUUUUUUGUUGGACACUGUGGCAUCAUAAAGCGCAGUUUUUCGGACAAAAGUGUGGCCAAGUACAUCACGGAGAGAACUUGUUGGUGGAAUGAAGUUUGCAAGGAGGAGUUUCAGCUGAGUUUUCGCUGCAAAUGUCCUCAAUUUUCUUACUGCCGAUCACCUGGGAGAUACUACAAUGCCUAUUGUUCUAUAGCAAAUACAGGGUACAUUUGGACCCAACCCACAUAACAAAUCACUUCACUAAGACGCACUUAGAAAGGCGUUUCUGUCACAUAAUUUAUAUACUUAAUCGAAAGUAGUCAAAAAAAAAAAAUAAAAGAAAAAUCACAGAGAAUUCCAUCAAACGAAGCAUUGAUUGUAAUGCCUGAAAUUGUUAUUAUAUUUCACAAUUUUAAAAUCUCAAAAAUUAUUGCAAAAUCCUCCUCGUGAAUAUUCAUUAUAACUAUAAUAAAUUAGAAUCUCUAGGAGAGCGUCAUGUUAGAUCUCUCCAGUCUCAAAGAGCUUCACAAUAGUUUCAACAUUGUUGUUCUUCACUGCCUCCUUGAAGUGUUUCAUGACCUGAGCAGCUGGUUUACCAACUAUAUAAAGACAAGAAAAAAAACAAAAAAAUAAAAGAAUAAUAGGAUAAUGUUUAGAGAUAAUAUUGUUAAUUAAAUAUUUGUUGAGAAGGUAUACAUUUAGAAAGAAAAAAAAAAACAAUCCCAUACUUCUCAAUUUAGCUCCAUUCUGCAAAAGUUCAUUUAUGGUCUUGAUGGCCGAUUGCAGUUCAUUGGCAUUCUUUUGGCGUAUCACAAAAUUUGUCAAAAGAUCCUCAUGAAGUGUCAUCAAAUCAUUGCUGUACUUUAGCAUUAGUUUACUAAUACAAAAAAAUAAAAAAAUAAAAUAAAUAAAUUCUAUUGUAAAAUCA
Molecule: messenger RNA, 1265 nt
Organism: Phlebotomus papatasi
Lineage: Eukaryota; Metazoa; Arthropoda; Insecta; Diptera; Psychodidae
Exons: 4
Coding region: 311-586 (91 amino acids)
Source: RefSeq, a predicted model, not a curated record